Molecule: messenger RNA, 773 nt
Organism: Brassica napus (rape)
Lineage: Eukaryota; Viridiplantae; Streptophyta; Magnoliopsida; Brassicales; Brassicaceae
Exons: 2
Coding region: 399-758 (119 amino acids)
Source: RefSeq, a predicted model, not a curated record
CCAGCCCACUAACCUAUCUGCGAAACCCAAGCCAAAUCAAUCAGAUAAUUCACUUUCUCCCAGCCCAGCCCAUUUAUACUAAUCUACGUAUUGUUGAGACUGAAGCCAAAGCGUACACAGCUUUCUCAUCCCCUGAAUAACCUAAUCGCCGUCUCUCACAUUUAUCUUUCCCUCAUGGCGAUUCACUUCGUCUUCCCCAAAUCUUCCCGCAAAACGCCUCCGAUGAAAGGGCUGGAACUUCAAUGUUCUCCCUUAAAGCCUCUAUUCAAGAUCCCUACAGACCUUCCACAUCCCACCAUCCGCCUUAUAUCUAGAUGCCUAUUUAUAUCCUCAUGUCUUUUACCUCAGAUCCUACCCUUAUCUUUCUCUCCUCAGAUCGUUAGUUCUAAAUCGUAAUCAUGUCGAAAGAGGCCGCAAUCCGCACCGGCGAAUCUUCUCCUCCCCUCCUCUUCCGACAAGUUUCACCGGGACCCGGAGAUUCCACCAUGCAGUUUCGGCUUCUUCAUUUCUGGGAUGCUCGCAAGAAUGUCAAAGGAGGACCAGGGAUCAUUCUUGGGAUCGAGCUCCUUCUGAUCGACGCAGAGGGUACUGUGGCUCAGGGGUUCAUCGGUCAGAACCGUCGCAACCAAUACGAGAAAGAGCUUAAGCGUGGGAUGAUCUACACACUGACAAAUCAUUAUCAAGCGAGAGAAAGAUCACUCAAAGAAGAGAUGAUAGUGAGUCUCUAUUUCCAGAUUACAAAGGACGCACGUUCCUGAGACAUUUAACCUCCA